AUUUUUGUCAUUUCUUUUUGAUUGGUUCAUCAUUUUAUGCAUGAUUUCACCCUUACAGCAGUUCGUCUCAAAAUGACUGUCUAUGAAGAGACAGUCUAGAGUUUUUCUUCAGUCAAUUGCAUAAAUGUGUGCAUUUUAACUAAAUUGGAGAAAAAGAGGAUUUAUACAAGACGCUUUUCCUCAAAUAUAGUAUAAACGAAUAUAAAUACUCUUAAAAUAGAAAAAAAAUAUCAUAUGCAUCUGGUCUAAAAAGCAUAUGGACAAAGGGAGGCAAAAAAAAAAGAAAAAAUAUUUAGCCGGAGUAGAUUCUCUCUCUCGCAAAAACGAAAGAAAAAAAAUAAUAUUUUUUUCCCCUACUUGAUGGACACGCAUUUAAAUAAAUCAACACAACAACAACCAGCAGCAGCCAAAUGGAUUCAGAAUAACGAUGAUAGUGAUACUGACCAAGUUGGACUAGUUCCACAUAAUCGUGGCUAUAAACUGAGAAAAUGGGCAGCUAAUGAUUCUAAUGGUAAUAGACUACGUCCAACGACUACACUUUCAGAGGAAACAGAAUAUAACAAAGGGGGUAAAAAGAGAAUGGUCAUUAAACGAAAGAGAAGAAGGAUUGAAGACGGAUUAUCUGAUGAAGAAGAGGAUCCAUAUACACUCAUCAACAUUGAAGAUAUUCUAAGCCCUAUCGAAGUUCCAACGGAUAUCGUACGUCGACCAGCACUCCGAAGAAUUUUACGUUCUACUCAAAUUGACGCACUAGCAAAGACAUCUAUGGAAUUCAUUGAAGGCGAAAAGAACUUUAAUAAAGUUCUUUGUCGUCUUUCAGCUAUUUUACAUCAAGAUGACCCUCGUUAUCUCGACCUCACUUUUGACCGUACACCUGCACAAAUCAAAAAGUACAAAGAAGAUACAGAAGCGGCCAAAGCAGCAGCUGCUACUCUGACAGCCGCAAAGAAUGAGUCAGAUGCAGUGGAUGACCUUGAUCCAAAGGAAUUAACUGAAAAGGUGGAAAAGACAUGUAUUCCACUGGAAGCCAAGAAGGAAGACGACGAACCCAAGGAGCUGGAAGAGGAAGACUACACGGAAGAAGGCGUGGAUGUAGAGGCCAGAUCGAUCGUCAAAAGAGUCAAGGAGCUGCUCCUGGAAAAUAUUAAUUAUAGUAACGAGUACAUGUCAUGCCUACAGGAGGCUCGUAACAAAUUAUGUAAGGCAAGUAUGCAAAAGGAAGCAUUGUGGAAAGAACUACUGUCAGCUGCAAAAGAAGAAGAUAGAAGAAAUAAAGCGUUUGAAGGAAGAGAAUACAAUUGAACCCGCAAUGUUUAUUAUUAUUGUCAUUAUUAUUAUUAUUUUACACGACACGCUUGAGAUAAAGGCACAUUAUCAUCGUCAUCGUUAGCAUUCUUAUCAGGAAUAAACCUUUCCGAGUUAACAAACUGUUGCUUCACCUUUUCCUUAUAUUUUUCUGCUGCAGAUUUUAAUUUGAUACUGUUUAGAAAGGCAAGAGGGACUAAGUCUUGAUCACUGUCUUCUUCGUCUGAUGAAUCAGUUUUACCAACAAGGUAAUAAAGAGGCACAUUAUCAUCAUUCUCUGUAAAUGACAUUAAAAUAAAGAGAAAAGACUGAAGGGGA
Molecule: messenger RNA, 1623 nt
Organism: Rhizopus microsporus ATCC 52813
Lineage: Eukaryota; Fungi; Mucoromycota; Mucoromycetes; Mucorales; Rhizopodaceae
Exons: 5
Coding region: 361-1302 (313 amino acids)
Biological process (GO): negative regulation of silent mating-type cassette heterochromatin formation; negative regulation of rDNA heterochromatin formation
Cellular component (GO): Rpd3L complex; cytosol
Source: RefSeq, a predicted model, not a curated record